CAGGCUGGGAGCCUGCAGCUCCCUGCAACUGCUCAGGAUGCUCUGCUGCAGCCCCUAGACAGACACCUCUCUGUGAAUGAGGUUACUGAGCCCAAGCUUCACUCCCAGCUAGAAAAUUCCCAUCAGCCGGGGCCAAGAAGACACCACCCACUGCAUCAUUAAAUUGUAACAAGCCCUGGAACUGACUCCAGAAGCCCUGCCUGCCUGUCCUUGCAGUUGGAAGGAAGCAUGUGAUUGGCUGACCAGGCUCAGCCUAGCAGGCCUUAUCUCCAGCUGGUUAUUAUUUAAUGAAAGAGCCUUCCUCCUCCUAUGGUGUUUCAAAACCGUGCUGAGAGUAUUUGCUGUUGCCAGGAGGCUGUCUCGGAGGUUACCGAAGAGCACCCGAAAUCCUCCAACCCCUGGCCCACUAACAAGUGCACAGAAGAGCUUUUUAUUCAUCCACACCUGGGCUGUCUUCUCCAGAGUCUUGGUCAGCUUUGCUCAUCAACUGAUUGUGAAUAACCCUCCAAACACUGGAGUCAAGGAUACAGACAGCAGCGUGCGCCUCCUGUUGUGUGGACGUUCUGCUCUGGAAGCUGAUAGCUGAAGGCUGAAUUUUUAUUUUGUAAUACAGAACUUUUAUCCCAGCACAUGAUUUGGGAGUUAUAUUUUGUGACAUGGAUGAAUCUGCAUUGGCGCUUAGCACCAUAGAUGUUUCGUAUCUGCCACAUUCAUCAGAAUACAAUCUUGGUCGAUGUAAACACACAAGUGAGGAAUGGGCUGAGUGGGGCUUCAGACCUACCUUCUUCAGGUCUGCAACUCUCAAAUGGAAAGAAAGCCUGAUGAGCCGGAAGAGGCCGUUUGUUGGAAGAUGUUGCUACUCGUGCACUCCCCAGAGCUGGGAAAAAUUUUUCAACCCCAGUAUCCCAUCUUUGGGUUUGCGGAAUGUUAUUUAUAUCAAUGAAACUCACACAAGGCACCGAGGAUGGCUUGCAAGACGUCUUUCUUAUGUCCUUUUUAUUCAAGAGCGGGAUGUCCAUAAGGGCAUGUUUGCCACCAAUGUGACAGAGAACGUGCUGAACAGCAGCAGAGUCCAAGAGGCAAUUGCUGAAGUGGCUGCUGAACUGAACCCAGAUGGCUCUGCCCAGCAGCAGUCCAAAGCUGUCCAGAAAGUGAAAAAGAAAGCCAAAAAGAUCCUUCAAGAAAUGGUUGCCACUGUCUCACCGGGGAUGAUCAGACUGACUGGGUGGAUACUGCUGAAACUGUUCAACAGCUUCUUCUGGAACAUUCAGAUUCACAAGGGCCAACUGGAGAUGGUUAAAGCUGCAACUGAGACAAAUUUGCCACUUAUAUUUCUGCCAGUCCACAGAUCUCACAUUGACUACCUGGUGGUCACUUUCAUUCUCUUCUGCCAUAACAUCAAAGCACCGUACAUCGCUUCGGGCAAUAAUCUCAACAUCCCAAUCUUCAGUACCUUGAUCCAUAAGCUCGGGGGCUUUUUCAUACGACGGAGGCUAGACGAAACACCAGAUGGACGAAAAGAUACUCUUUAUAGAGCUUUGCUGCAUGGGCACGUAGUUGAACUACUUCGGCAGCAGCAGUUCUUGGAGAUCUUCCUGGAAGGCACACGCUCCAGGAGUGGGCGGACCUCCUGUGCGAGGGCGGGACUCCUGUCAGUGGUGGUGGACACGCUGGCUACCAGUACCACCCCGGACGUCUUGAUAAUACCUGUUGGAAUCUCCUAUGAUCGGAUAAUCGAAGGUCACUACAACGGCGAACAACUGGGCAAACCUAAGAAGAAUGAGAGCCUUUGGAGUGUAGCAAGAGGUGUUAUCAGAAUGUUAAGAAAAAACUAUGGCUAUGUCCGAGUGGAUUUUGCACAACCGUUUUCCUUAAAGGAAUAUUUAGAAAGUCAAAGUCAGAAACCUGUGUCUGCUCCACUUAAUCUGGAGCAAGCGCUGUUACCAGCUAUACUUCCUUUAAGACCUAAUGAUGCUGCUGCUGAAGGUACAGACAUGUCCAAUAACGAGUCCAGAAAUGCAGCAGAUGAAUUCUUCCGGAGAAGGCUGAUUGCAAAUCUGGCUGAGCACAUUCUGUUCACUGCUAGCAAGUCCUGUGCCAUUAUGUCCACACACAUUGUGGCCUGCCUGCUCCUCUACAGACACAGGCAGGGGAUUGAUCUCUCCACAUUGGUGGAAGACUUCUUUGUGAUGAAGGAGGAAGUUCUGGCUCGUGAUUUUGACCUGGGAUUCUCAGGAAAUUCAGAAGAUGUUGUCAUGCAUGCUAUACAGCUGCUGGGAAAUUGCGUCACAAUCACGCACACCAGCAGGAACGGUGAAUUUUUUAUUACUCCCAGCACAACUGUGCCGUCAGUCUUUGAACUCAACUUCUACAGCAGCGGGGUACUUCCUGUCUUUAUCAUGGAGGCUAUCAUAGCCUGCAGCCUGUAUGCAGUUAUGAACAAGAGGGGCUCAGGAGGGCCCUCCAGUACCUCUGGCAGCAUGGUCAGCCAGGAGCAGCUGGUGCGGAAAGCCGCCAGCCUGUGCUAUCUGCUCUCCAAUGAAGGCACCAUUUCUCUUCCCUGCCAGACUUUUUACCAAGUUUGCCAUGAAACAGUAGGAAGGUUCAUUCAGUAUGGCAUUCUUACAGUGGCCGAGCAAGAUGAGCAGGAAGAUAUCAGUCCUGGCCUUGCAGAGCAGCACUGGGACAAGAAGCUUCCUGCACCAUUGUCAUGGCGGAGUGACGAAGAAGAUGAAGACAGUGACUUUGGUGAGGAGCAGCGAGAUUGCUACCUGAAGGUGAGCCAGUCCAAGGAGCACCAGCAGUUCCUCACCUUCCUGCAGAGGCUCCUGGGGCCCUUGCUGGAGGCCUACAGCUCUGCUGCCAUCUUCGUCCACAACUUCAGUGGUCCUAUUCCGGAGCCUGAGUAUCUGCAGAAGCUGCACAAAUACCUGCUGACCAGGACAGAGAGAAAUAUUGCAGUUUAUGCUGAGAGUGCCACGUACUGCCUCGUGAAGAAUGCCGUAAAAAUGUUUAAGGACGUUGGGGUUUUCAAAGAGACCAAGCAAAAGCGAGUAUCUGUUUUGGAACUGAGCAGCACUUUCCUACCUCAAUGCCACCGGCAGAAACUCCUAGAAUAUAUUCUGAGUUUUGUGGUGCUGUAGGUAACGUGUGGCACCUCUGGCAGCUGAAAGGCUGGAGGCGGGCCCCUCGCUGCUCGUCCUCUGGCCUGAGAGUCGCAGGUGCCAGUGCGCGCCAGGUCUGCCGUGCCCGAGGUGACCUUAGAAGACAAGUGCCUUCUCCCUCUGUGGACUGCACUCUUCCUGGCCUGCGGAUGCACUGGGGGCCUCAGCCUCUGUCUGCAGCUCAUAAUCAGUAGGUUCCUAGAUGAAGUCUCAAUAAAUUAUUUUGAAGUCUAUUAACAGUUUACAUUUUAAGCGCAACUCUUACGGACCAGUUGCUCUGAUGAACACAGAAGUGUAUGCUCGAGCUCUAGAACUGAACCUUGUGUAGGAUUUAUAAUGCUGUUGGGUAAUUCAUUGGUAUAUUUUCGGAUUAAUGGUUACUAUUUCCUUUCAUAAUAAUUGAAUCUUCCAUUCACUCUUUUUCGAUUUUAUCUUUGUCAAUGUUAGCUAAAUUCCAUGUGGGAGCCCUGUUCAUCCCAAAGUGCUUUGCAGAGGAGUGGGCUGAGACGCUGCACCCAGUAUCAUUGUGUUGUUCUCUGCAGUCGGAUUUAGAAAGCAUUUUAAGAGUUACAUGAAAAUAGUAUUACUUUAGGCCAGGAACUGAGAUACUGUGAUUCAAUAGCUAACAUCAGGUGAUAAAUUUGGCUGGGAAAAUUCAAGGUAAAGUUGGCCAGCAAAUCGGCACUGAACACUGUUGCUCAUAGAAAAAAGUGCCAUUGAAUUUUGAAUGACCAGCAAGUAUUUAAAAAUGCUUCUGUUGGGCUGGGAUUUAGCUCAGUGGUGCCAUGCCUGCCUCACAAGUGCAAGGUCCUGAGUUCAGUCCCCAGUACUGGUAAAAAAGAAAAGAACAAGAAAAAACAAACCCCCUCCAGUUUUAUGUCUGCCCCUUUUCACCCCUCGGGUGGUAGGUACUGCCUCUCACAGGCAGAGCUGUUUCUUAGGAAUCCUCCAGCCACACAGCAAGUGCUCAGCUGCAGGACAGACUGCGUACAGUGCCUAGCUGCAGAUUGCUUUUAUGUCCUGCACACCGGUGCUGGCCUGCACCCACUCCGGGGGACAGGUACUCACUCGAGUUGUGUAGUGUGCAACCCAUGUGGUAUGUACAGUGACCCUACUGAUUGGUGAACAGUGGGAGGCAUUUACAGAUUUUUAGCUUUGAGAAAAAACCAUGUUUAGUAAGAAAUUUACAUUGGUUAUAUGCCUGAGGCUCAAUGCCAUGUAGAGGUAAAUAAUUAUAAAAAAUGGUCUGGUUUUAAUGGCUAGGAGCCCCUUUGUGAGUAGGGAGCAUAAUUGUCAGUUAAUCGUGGUAAUUGUGGUUAUUUGAUACAGAUCGUGUAAUGUUAAACAUUUUUUUCUAACAAUUUACUGUCCCUUAUCGCCACAGUAUCAUAGAACUAGCCAUCUUUUCUGAUGAGUGUUGCACAGAUUUUUUGGAUUUAGUGUAAAAGUAUUGAGAAUUCAGUUUGUACAUUGCUACAUUUGGAUUGUAAACACUGACAGGACCUUGUGAAUGACGUAGUGUCAGGAGAGGAGGGAUGCUGACGUCACACUGUAUGAAACAAUCUUGUCUGGAACUAAUAGCAGUAACACUGUGUGUGCUGUCAUGAUCCCCUUCUGUUCCCCUCAAAUUCUGUGUGUAAAACACGUUUUUUUCUCCAUCUUUGUAGAAACUGGUGUACUAUUAAGUCACCGUGAGUUGUCGCCACUAUGAUGUAGAGUGAGCUAUUCACCUUUUAACUUUUCAUUUUAUAAACUAGGGUGGAGGAGCACUUCCUUUGGUUGUUCUUGGGGUUACCCAGGGAGUCUUGCUCAUUCCCUUGGGUGUUUCUUAACUGGAGACUCAAAGGUUUCGCUAGCCUGCCUGCUGUCUGCCUGCCUAUCUCUCUCCCUCCCCUUCCCUCCCUUCCUCUCUCUCUCCUUCCAUCCUUCCCUCUCUCCUCUUUUUUUGUUCCUGAAUUGUAAAUCCAGGAUCAGUGAAACUCUCAGCUGGAGGAAAGUCAAGGCCGAGUCUGACUUCCCACUGCUCUGCCUGCCACUUCUGCAGAGAGCUGCUGCUUUCCCAGCCUGGAAGAAGAAACUGUGGCUUCUCUUGCUUUAUUCUUCCUUUUGGUUAUUUUCAAAAAAUUAAAUCACAUGCUUAGGGAAUGCAAUUUGCUAGCUCCCUCACCACCCAGUUCACUGUGAGGAUAAAUAUGCAUGCUUUUUGGUAAUUAACUGGUGCUUCAAAACCUUUUUUAAGGAAGAAAAGUCUCAACCAAAGUUAUGCUCAUCCAGACAAGCUGACUCUUGAGUUCAUUUAGCAUAGCUCAUUCUUCAGUGCCUCAUUACUGGGGAAAAAAAAGUCAUCACAAUAAAGCUUCCAGAUAGCACUGUUUUGCUAAUAGAUUAAAUUCUCAUUGUUUUAUAACAGUGGAUGGCUUCCAUGUUAAUCAAACUAGGUGCUUGUAAAUAAUUUAUUACAGUUUACUCCAUUGCAUUUCUGUAAAACCGAAAUGCAUGCCCUUCAGGGGAAAACUGUGAGUCAUGUUUAAAAGAACCCAAUAAUAAGCAAUAUGAAACUGCACUCUGUUUUAUAAAAUGAGAAUGUCGUAAGUAAUUCAGAAGAAAGGAAGGACUUCUGCUCUUUUAAAAUUCUAAGAAAAACAGGCAAACACGAGAACAAAGUGUGUAGAACGAGGAACCGAGAAAGCACUGCGUCAGAUCCUUCUCAGAUCUGUUAAGUCUCACGAAGUCCUGAGGGUGAGUGGAGAAAAUACACCAGGGGUGGCCAUGAAUGCAAGUGCAGGUUGGAGAGUUCCCUGCAGCCCCGGACAGAAGGAGGAAGUGGAUGUGCUGGGUCCCGGGGGCUGCUGGGAACUGAGACUGUGCUCAACAACUUCCCGUCCACUUUAGCAUGGUACGGGCUCCGCCUCGGCAGUGAGAAGCCUAUUUAACCCAGCGUUUCUCAAAUUAUCUUGACCUCAGGACCUUUUCCCCUUCUGGGACACUUCUGUACCUCUCACUAGUAUCCUGUGGAAAACAUUUUGGGAAACAUUACAUUAGGUAGUUCUUUAAGGAGACAAAACAGUAGCGAACAGAAGGCACUGAAGCAGAAUUUGCUUGCAUUUUGUACCAUGAAACAUUGCAUUGAAUGCAUAUAUUUUUCCUCCUCUGGAAAGAAUAAGCACAGAAAAUUGUAAUAUAAGUGGUCCUAGCACUUUCCUUUGAUGGAAAGAUCAGCCGUCAAUAACCUUGGCUUUUUUACUGAAAAUAGCAGAAUUAAUAUAAAGAUUAAUUGGGGUAAAUAAUGUUGCAAUUCAGAUCUAGAAGAAAACAUUGCAUAAUAGAACACAGAUUUUUAUCCAUAGAUAGUUCUAGUGUUUAGAAAUGAUAUGGUCUCUCAUUGAGGUUUAUAAGACUAUAGUACAUAAAUCAGUUUUUUAAAACUCUUUUUAGGAACCUGAGAGUUGCCACAUGGCAUUUUAGUUUAAUACAAACUAAUGAUUGCUUUGAAAGAAACUCUUGACCUUAUUUCUAGUUAAAGGGCUAGAUGUCUUGAUGGAAAGUGUUAAAAUAUUUGUUGUACAAAGAAAUGUUAGAGUGUUGUAAAAAGAAUCACGACAAAGUAUUGUAAAAUAAUGCUGUGUGAUUUUGUGAGUGAAACUUACUUGGAAAUGAUUGAUUUUUAUGCCUGAUAAUGUAUUGUGAGAAGCAUAGUAAUGUAGUUUUGUUUUAAUAAACCAAAAAAGGAACCUAUUCCGGAUGUCUUGGAUUUGUAAUUAAAAGUUUCCCACUUCAUUCAUUAUACCAACUGUUAUUCUUAUUGAACCUUACAUAGAACUUUAUUAAAAUGCUAAAAUAUACCAUCUAACCUAAA
Molecule: messenger RNA, 7020 nt
Organism: Heterocephalus glaber (naked mole-rat)
Lineage: Eukaryota; Metazoa; Chordata; Mammalia; Rodentia; Bathyergidae
Gene: Gpam
Product: glycerol-3-phosphate acyltransferase, mitochondrial
Biological process (GO): triglyceride biosynthetic process; phospholipid biosynthetic process; fatty acid metabolic process
Cellular component (GO): plasma membrane; mitochondrial membrane
Molecular function (GO): glycerol-3-phosphate O-acyltransferase activity
Source: RefSeq, a predicted model, not a curated record